Aspergillus eucalypticola CBS 122712 is the source of this 987-nucleotide messenger RNA. RefSeq lists its product as uncharacterized. The transcript is spliced from 4 exons. The record is from RefSeq and is a predicted model, not a curated record. Bases 1 to 987 code for a protein of 328 amino acids. Lineage: Eukaryota; Fungi; Ascomycota; Eurotiomycetes; Eurotiales; Aspergillaceae.
AUGGCCAUGCUGCAGUUAGCUGCCUUUGCUAGGGUCUACGAAACCGGCGACAAUGAGUUUAGCCAGUUCAUCCAUGAGCGAGUCUCACUGGGUCAACGACACAGUCACUAUGAACAGUCCACUUUCUCAGUAUUUUGGUAUAGAGCCCAGCCAGAGAUCGGGAGCGGUGUUUGUUUCCUUGUACAUGUGAACGCUGCCUUGAUGGCGGUGGUUCAGCGGAAUGGAAUGAGCAUUGUCGAGCCCUGUUCCUAUCAUGCUCGGGAAAUUAAAAAGCUUCACACGCGAGCUAUUAUGGCCGUUCCACUUGACAAAACCUGGCAUUAUCAAUUUGCUUCCGUACUGCCAACAAGAAUGGAGAUGAUCUGGACAGUCCAGCCCGCUCGAUCUGCACCGUCCAUUAAAGAGCUAAUAAACCGCACGGUUGCAGAUACACCCGUCUAUUAUCCUUGGCUCUUUGGCCAACGUCGUUCACCGGGCGAGGUGUCGAAGAACCAUGAUCCGGUUAGAGAUUGGCUUGAGAACACCUCGCAGCAGUGCUUCAAAACCCUUUCUGUCCAUGAUCGCGAGCAGCAAGAUGGCGCGCGUGGCACUGACGCCUUCUUUCUUAAAAACUGGAUCAGGGAGUGGGAGUUGACUGUUAAUCCCAAUGAUUCCUAUGAGGCUGUCCACAAACGGAAUAUAUUCAUUGUGGAUAAAGAGAACAACGAGCGAGCCCUUUAUAUCCGCGUAAUAGUCGUGCUCCAGGGAUAUAUAAAGACUCGCCAAUUAAAUAUCCCCGACCUGGGAGGAAUGGGUAGAAUGUGGGAAUCAGUUCCAGCAGGUCGUAUUGAAUGGUGGACGACCCUCGCCAUCACGAAGGCCACCCGCGAGCUUGACCAGAGAGACAUGAGUCCAGCAGAGGAGGAGUGGCGUCAGCUAAUGGAAUAUUUUGCGCAUGAUGACUGCAGCCGCCUCGUGGUUCUUACCACCACCGGGAGCUAUGAGUGA